Messenger RNA from Peromyscus leucopus (white-footed mouse), 2298 nucleotides. It is a transcript of the gene Trmt61a, whose product is annotated as tRNA methyltransferase 61A. Gene Ontology annotation, biological process: tRNA methylation. The record is from RefSeq and is a predicted model, not a curated record. The transcript is spliced from 3 exons. Lineage: Eukaryota; Metazoa; Chordata; Mammalia; Rodentia; Cricetidae. Gene Ontology annotation, cellular component: nucleus; tRNA (m1A) methyltransferase complex. Bases 488 to 1360 code for a protein of 290 amino acids.
AGCUGGGAUGCGCGGCUGGGGCGGGAGCGGCGCUCCGGGCUCUGCCUGCAGGUCUCGUGCUGUUCCGCGGGUAGCCAGCCUCCCUGCCGUCGGGAGCCCGCCCGAGGUACUCGGGGCAAGGGGUUCCGCGGGAUCCUAGCUCGGAGGUGGCUUCGCUCUCCGGCUGGUGCACGCCUCUCAGAGGCCGCCGCCUUCACAGCCGGGGAGUGAAGAAAAGACUUUGCACUGGUCCUUCCUGUGCGGGGAUCCUUGGGCUUCUACCGUUGCACACUCUCUUGUGUCCUCCCAGAUCUAGAAGGCUCCAUAUGCCAAGCUAGGGUGCAGCUCUGUUGGGUUGCCCGGUCAAGUCAGUUACCCAUACUGCUCAGAACUCGGGCCUCACAGACCUCUACCCAAACUACAGACCCCCAUCCUGCCUCCUGGUUCUCUGACUUCACACCCACACACCACUUCCCCAGGUCCCUGACACUUGGCAGAUGUUAACACCAUGAGCUUUGUGGCAUACGAGGAGCUGAUCAAAGAAGGCGACACAGCCAUCCUGUCAUUGGGCCAUGGCUCGAUGAUGGCAGUGCGCGUGCAGCGUGGGGCACAGACCCAGACCCGGCAUGGCGUCCUGCGGCACUCAGUUGACCUCAUUGGCCGCCCAUUUGGCUCCAAGGUGAUCUGCAGCAGAGGCGGCUGGGUGUAUGUACUUCACCCCACUCCUGAGCUCUGGACAGUGAACUUGCCCCACCGCACACAGAUCCUCUACUCCACCGAUAUUGCCUUACUCACCAUGAUGCUGGAGCUGCGACCCGGUUCUGUGGUCUGUGAAUCAGGCACGGGCAGCGGGUCUGUCUCCCAUGCCAUCAUCCGCAGCAUCGCCCCCACUGGCCACCUCCACACGGUGGAGUUCCACCAGCAGCGGGCAGACAAGGCCCGGGAGGAGUUCCAGGAGCAUCGGGUGAGCCAGUGGGUGACUGUGCACACCCAGGAUGUGUGCCGCAGUGGCUUUGGUGUGAUCCACGUGGCUGAUGCUGUCUUCCUGGACAUCCCAUCACCCUGGGAAGCUGUGGGCCAUGCCUGGGAUGCCCUCAAGGUUGAAGGUGGACGCUUCUGCUCCUUCUCUCCGUGCAUUGAGCAGGUGCAGCGCACGUGCCAGGCGCUGGCAGCCCGUGGCUUCACGGAGCUCAGCACCCUGGAGGUGCUGCCGCAGGUCUACAAUGUACGCACCGUCAGUCUGCCCUCGCCUGACCUGGGGGCCAGUGACCUGGAGGUCAGCGUGGGCUCCGAUGCCGGCCCCUUCCGCAGCGGCACACCCAUGAAGGAGACCGUAGGGCACACUGGCUACCUGACUUUUGCCACCAAGACUCCAGGCUAGUGGGCCUGGACGGGAGUAUCACAGGCAAGCAAGGAGGCCAGAAGCUGCCUUAUAUGGUCAUCCGCUGCCUGUGGGGCUGGUGUUUAGAAAUAGAUGGCAGGGUGGAGCAGGGGCCUCCUGGGUAGUUGAGGGGGUGAGUAGGCUGGCCUUGUUCAGGAGGGAGGCAGGCAUUCCUAUGCUCUGAGAGGGAAGCCUCCACCCGUCACUGCCCAUCUCAGGCUCUGAUCUGGCUGCUUUUUGUCAACAUGAAGUUCCCCUGCUGUAGGCUCUCCUGGGUGUGGAGACCAAAUGUACAGACUGAGGGCGGAGGAAGCUCUGGGCAUUGCCUGAAGCCUGAGCUGAUCUACACAAUGGACUGUCUCAUCUCUGGUCCAAGGCUCCAGCCACUGGUGGUCUACAGCCAAAAGCUAUGGUUCAGCUAACCCAGAAAGCCUUUAUCUCCUCCGAACUUCUCCAGGGCUGAUGAAGGGACCAGACUGGCCUAGAGAUCCAAGGUGGUGACCCUAUAGCCUUGAGUGCUGUGCAGGCCAUGUGUGAGCACUUGUACCCAGAAUCCCUGUCAUCUAGAAUUAGGCAUCAUCCUGUGGAAGGGGUCCAGUAGGAUAGGACUAUGCCUCCGGUGACCCGUCAAGCCCAUGUUGGAGCAAGGGUCAAAAAGGGGCCGCGGACCUGCUGCACAUGUCACCUUGGGCCUGUUGUCUAUACCUGGUGGAGUCUAUACACUGGGGAGUCUCAGUGCCCGAAUCAUAUUGGCGUGGGGCUGCCUUGCAGCCGCUGCUGAUGCAUGGAACCAGCCAUUGGGAGAAUUGCCCGUGUCAUAUUGGCCCCUGAGGGUACCUAGUGGAGCAAUAAAUGUUUUGUCCUACUGUGCUGGCUGCUGGAGGGGCUGGCUUUCAGUUGUUGUCCAGGCCCACUGGCCCACACUUGGCAUGCCCUGA